Gigantopelta aegis is the source of this 5549-nucleotide messenger RNA. RefSeq lists its product as uncharacterized. The coding region runs from base 1596 to 3191 and encodes 531 amino acids. Gene Ontology annotation, cellular component: KICSTOR complex. Gene Ontology annotation, biological process: cellular response to amino acid starvation; negative regulation of TORC1 signaling; protein localization to lysosome. The record is from RefSeq and is a predicted model, not a curated record. Lineage: Eukaryota; Metazoa; Mollusca; Gastropoda; Neomphalida; Peltospiridae. The transcript has 14 exons. Gene Ontology annotation, molecular function: zinc ion binding.
CAAAUUUACAUCAAGUUCUAGUUUUUUUAUUGUGUUAAGUUUUGCAAGUUAUCAGCAUUAUAACAAUAAAAUACAAUAUUAUGUACAAUAGUGUGGAACAAUGGUGGAGAAUGACUUCCAUAAAUUCAUACACAUAUACCGACAAAAACAAAAUUCAUUCACAUAUACCGACAAAAACAAUCUAUAUCUAUAUAUAAACAAUCAGCAAUAUGGGUCACACAAAUAUACAUAUAUUAAGUUGUUUGUAGUAAUAGCAUAUCCUUCAUUUUGUUCGCCUGUAGUAAGUAAGUAUUUGCCAAGGUUAUUUAUCUACUAAUCUCAAGAUUUAUUUGUGUAAUCGUAUUCUUUGAUGUCUUUUGACACGUGGGUCACAGCUGACUCUGAAGCUUGACCAGGGUUCGUACGGAGUCUGGAAAACCUUGAAAAAUAUGGAAUUUUGAAAAUCCAUUUUCCAGACCUGGAAAAAUACCUUUUUUUGCGACUUAGUUUGGAAAAAGUAUGGAAAUUCGUGUUUAGGACUCACGUAGAAAAUUUUGGUUGCGUGAAACCGGCGGAAUCUGAUAACGUUUUCUAAUCUUGCCAGUAACGUACAUUUGGGAAAUCGAGACUAACAAUUGCCGACAUUUACCAAAGACUUGAAGUAUGUGCUUGCACAAUGCAUGUUACAAAAAGAUUGUCCAUUUUGUCUGAUUUUCCGAAAAUAUGGGGAGAUGUAUUUACUGAGUAACGUAAGUCUUGAAAAAUAUUUUUUUGUCUUGAAAAAAAGUCUGGAAAAGGUCUGGAAUUUGUUUGUUUCCAAGGUGUAUGAACCCUGCUAGAAGUAUAUUAGCGCAGAGAGCUGUCCUCAGUUCAGCCAAUGAAUGUUGUUCCUAACAUUCGCGAACUGUGACGAGAAAUAGUGCAAUGGGCCCACUGACGGGGAUUGAUCCCAGACUGACCCUGCAUCGAGCAAGUGCUGUACCACUGAGUUACAUCCCACCCCUAUAAAAUACAGUGUCCCAAUUUCAGAAGAUUUCGGGGCGCAUAUUAUUGAAGCUAUCUUAGUGAUAAAUACCAAAUCGUGAAAACCAUCGUAAGCUGUGACGUCACUAUGGCAUGUGCUGUAAUGACGUCAUAGCUUACGAUGGUUUUACGAUAUCGUAGCUUCAAAAAUAUGGGCCCAGACCCAUAACCACCUAGUAGAGAGAAGAUGGAAAGCAACAGGCCAUCGUGCUCCAAGACUCGAUCGUCAUGGGCCUUGUCCGACACAGCCAUAAACAGCAAGAGUUCCAAUGAGAAAAACGAUCUAAACCAGACUGAGUAAUGUCAUCUCCACCUGAGAGAGGAGAACUUUUUAGAAAAUUAUUUCUUACACCUCAGUCAGUUCGCAUUUGACCGGGCGAAAGAACUUGCGGACAAGGAUAAAGGUGGAACUGCCACUUGCUGGGGCACUCUGCUGCAAUGUUUCUCACAAUUAGCCAUGGCAGAGAAAAUGUACAUGACCUUGACCUGUUUAGGCCAGAAGAGGUUUCAUGGUAUUGGAAGGGCAAGGGAGAACCUUAGAAACAUCUACCAGUUUCUGAUGCAAGAAUUAAAGACUUGAUAGCUCGGGCCACAUGGACACCACACCCGGAACAGCACCCCCUAGUGACCUGGAGAUUCUGCUGGCUCAUCUGUGUGGACAACUCUAUCACUACCUGACAGCUCGACACAAGAUGAUGGACUUAUACGAGCAGAUGUCGGCCAUGGCCAAUCACAAAAACGUGAGUUUUGUCGACCUGAAUACGAUCGCUAGCGAGAUAAUCGAGGCGCACAGUCGAGGAUUCCAUCACCCCCUGCUUAGUCCAGUGAUGUCGACUUUCAGAGCAAGAAAGGAUUUAGUCAGUCCAAAUCGAGCACACUGCCAGCAUUGUAUCUUUGGCUUCUCAAGUUCAAGGGACUUCUCGUGUCAAAGGUUUGUCGCAUCAGUGGCAAAGCUACCUACCUAUAAUGACAUAAAUAAAAAAAAGAUGAAGAGAGGUGAUAGUGAGGUCGUCUCCACGUCGUCGGGUGCCUCCCGCAACUCCGGCUACCGCAGAGGCUUCAACUUAAUCUUUAGCCUACGGCGCCUGUUCCGGUUCCGGUUCCGGCGUUCUCGCAAAUACUCUAUCAUCAGCCUCGACUCAGACUCAGAUUGCUCCGAGAUGAGCUUCAACAUCGCCAACGCCAAUACCAGCAGCCUGAGUCCAGACCAGUUGAACUUGCCGAACGGCAGUGUGGGGGACGGAGGAGGGGCGCCCCGCGAGUGUCCCAUGUCUCUGGUCGAGCAGGAUGCCGACCAGUUUCCCGAGGUGAUGACCAACUGCUCACAGAGUAAUUACAGCGUUGAGUCAGGCUCACAGAGUAAUUACAGCGUUGAGUCAGGCUCACAGAGUAACUCCACUUGGAUUUAUUGCCAUCGCUUAGUUACAGUACUGAAUCAUGCUCACAGACAGAUUUUUCCAGAGGACAACUUCAAGCCGUGCCCGCGUUGCGGUGUUCUGUACAUCAAGAUGGACCAGGAUACUUCUAACAAGAUGUCCUGCGUGAUCUGUGGAGCGAAGUUCUGCUGGCUCUGUAUGAAGGAGAUUACAGUCCUACAUUAUUUAAGUCCAUCAGGCUGCACGUUAUUGGGAAAGAAAAAGAAACCAUGGAGCCGAAAGAAGAAAAUACUUUGGCAACUCGGAACGCUGGUUGGUGCUCCCGUCGGAAUCACCCUGGUCGCCAGCAUCGCAAUUCCCGCCAUGAUCAUCGGCAUUCCAGUCUGGGUUGGCAGAAAGAUUCACGCCCGCUACGAGGACAGGCCGUCGCGACACAAGCACAACCUCGCAAUCACGGGUGGAGUUGUGGCUUCCAUUAUUGUCGCACCUGUCAUCGCCGGUCUCGCUGUCGGUAUUGGUGUGCCAAUUCUGCUUGGCUACAUCUAUGGAGUGUCACUGUGCCGCAGCGGGUUCGACAACAGGUUCGACAACAGCAGUCAGCCGUACAGAGCUGCAGACAGACAGAGCGUGGACACCACUGACAACGUUACCAGUCCCAUGUUGCAGCAAGAAGAUGGAAAGCAACAGGCCAUCAUGCUGCAAGGUUGUAUGAUCGUGGGCCCUGUCCAACACCAUCAUAAACAGCGUGAGCUGCACCGCAGUGCACUCGGACUGCUUGAGCUUUACCAUGAUUUUAUUUAUUAUUGCCACUAGUGUUGGUGCUACACCAAACAGCCACAAAGUUUCUUUAAAUUAAUAAUAAUAAUAAUAAUAAUGAUCAUAUUACUAAUUACAUUAUGUCUCUGCUACACCAAAUACCCAAAGUGAAUCCAUAUACAGUUACUUAGUCGUUUGGCUGGUGUGUGUGUGGGGGGUGGGGAGGUGGGGGGGCCAUGUUCAUAAAAUGUCACUAAAGGUCAUAAUAAUUGGAAAAAAAUUGAUUUUUUUUGUAUUACACGAAUAUACUUCAAUAGAUACUAUUAUUGCCUUAGUUCUUUAAUGGAAGUCAUGUCUGUGUCUUUUAUGACAUUUGAUCACGCUUGAUGUUUAGAUUUAUCACCUGAAUUGUGAUAAAGCGGCGACAUCUGAAUAUCACGUGUGGUCACAUGUCAGAAUAUGUUAAUCAAACAUUCUCUUUUGUCAAUUCUGUUAGUAUUAUUAACAUUUCUAACAUGACUUAGUUCAUGGCAUGUACCAUCGUAUAUACCAGUCUGUGUCUUUUAUGACAUUUGAUCAUGCUUGAUGUUUAGAUUUAUCAUAUGAAUUGUGAUAAAGCGACGACAUCUGAAUAUCACACGUGGUCACAUGUCAAAACAGUGCUCAAUUUUAAGGAUUUUGGUUGCUUGCCCAGAGGGCAAGUAUGGGUUCACAUUGAGGUUGCCCUAAUUUCAUCCGUGUUUUGAAACUAGAGUUAUAUUUAUUUUCCAAUAAAACAGCAACCAACAGGUUUGGAAUUAAUAUGUUGUCAAUGUAAAAUGUAAUAUGUACUGUCUGACAAUAAAAUACAUUACUUUUAAAUAAUGUUUUUAAAUGUUUGUAGUUAUACACAUGUACACAUAGGGACUAAUUGCUUAAGAUUGUUGUGAUUUGGUGACACAUCGGCUAUUUUCUAAUUGAAUGCACUCUAUGUUCCAAUCGAAUGCACUGGAAUGUUUACUAUUCAGAAUACUUCAGCCGAUUACGAUUUUUCCUGAUGUCUCAUGGAAUCGGCCGAGGAGUUCCGAGUGGCAAACAAACCCACGUGAUUUCGACUGAUGCUUUAGUAGGGUGGGAUAAUUUUCCGUUUCAGAUUUUGCCACAUUCCGUUUAAGAUUUUUGAAAAUUCCGUGUGGUUUUUUUUCCUUUUUGUGUGUUAAUUAGUGUCAUGUUUUAUUAUUACAAACUAUAUCCAUUUGUGUUUUAUUGUUCCAGCUCUGAGCUUGUUGGCUAUUGCUAUUUUCUAAAUACCUGUAAACAUUUUUGUUGACACAAACUUUAAAAAAAGAAGUAGUUAAGUAAUGUUUACUUGCCACUAAUAAAGACUAAAAAAGUGAUGUACCAUAUUUUCUGGCCUAUUACACGCAUUGGUGUAUAAACCGCACCACUUGGUUUUAGACAGUUUCGAUCUUCGUCCGUACAUAAGCCGCAGUUAAAACAAAGUUACAAACUUAAUUACUGUUAAUUAUUGUUUGUAUUUAAUAAUAAUAAAGAGAUCCAUUUUCCCUUAAAUUCAAACAAUACAUAAUUGUUGAUUGUGUGGCUUUCAGUUUCAUUUCAUUUAAUAGAUGAUGGUUAAGAUUCAUAAACAAAACACACAUUUGACAAACCCCGCUAUUUUCAUGAAAAUAUUAACAAGAACUUUGUAAUGCAUUGUUCAUAAUCUUACAUUAGUUGCCCAAAAAUAAAUAAAUAAAUAAAUACAUGAUAACAUUUUAUUUGGUCCAGUAUGAUUACAAAACGUGAACCAAAAAAAAAAAGUGCACAAGUAAGAAUUACUAGCACCCACUCGAUUACACAUGUAUGUUUCUAUGUAACCUAACUAGCGUGCCGUGUGCACAAAUUACAUAUUCAAACGGGGUCGGGUCAAGCUGGAUAUAGGCCAGCGGUAGUGAACCGACACUAAGCACUGUUCUGUCGAUAGUUUACAGUUUUGACAUUGUUUUAUAACUUUUAAAUGAAGGCCUUUAUAAAAAAAGAAUAAAAAAAAAGUUUAGAAUUAUGUAUUCAGAGCCAGUGUAAGGAUUCGCAGGACCAAUAGCACAAAUAACAGGGGGGGGCCCCAAUUCCCAAGAUAUAUAUUGUUCAACCCCUUCGGGGAGAGGGGGAAAAAUUACCUGGGGAAAAUAAAUGUACACAAUUACUCACCGCGGGACCCCCUGAAGCGCGGGGCCAUAGCACGUGCUACUAGAAUAAACCAGUCGGAAGAAAAGUAAAAUGCUAUUUUGGUGUGCAAUUUAGAAAACAAUCGGUUAAGAAAUAAAUAACUUGUAGUAAAUUCCAUAGCAUGAAAAAAGGUGUUCCCUGUGAAACUGUUAAAUGUGAAUUGCUUCCGUACAGACAGAUUAAUUGAGCACACAACAAUGGAGACAUCAA